AUGUCACUCACCCAGACCUUGCACCCUGCCUCGCCCGCAUGUCACUCACCCAGACCUUGCACCCUGUCGCCCGCAUGUCACUCCCCAGACCUUGCACCCUGUCUCGCCCGCAUGUCACUCACCCAGACCUUGCACCCUGCCUCGCCCGCAUGUCACCACCAGAACCUGCACCCUGCCUCGCCCGCAUGUCACUCGCCCAGAACCUGCACCCUGCCUCGCCCGCAUGUCACUCGCCCAGAACCUGCACCCUGCCUCGCCCGCAUGUCACUCGCCCAGAACCUGCACCCUGCCUCGCCCGCAUGUCACUCACCCAGACCCUGCACCCUGCCUCGCCCGCAUGUCACUCACCCAGAACCUGCACCCUGCCUCGCCCGCAUGUCACUCACCCAGAACGUGCACCCUGCCUCGCCCGCAUGUCACUCUCCCAGACCUUGCACCCUGCCUCGCCCGCAUGUCAGUCACCCAGAACCUGCACCCUGCCUCGCCCGCAUGUCACUCGCCCAGAACCUGUACCCUGCCUCGCCCGCAUGUCACUCACCCAGAACCUGCACCCUGCCUUGCCCGCAUGUCACUCACCCAGAACCUGCACCCUGCCUCGCCCGCAUGUCACUCACCCAGAACCUGCACCCUGCCUUGCCCGCAUGUCACUCACCCAGAACCUGCACCCUGCCUCGCCCGCAUGUCACUCGCCCAGACCCUGCACCCUGCCUCGCCCGCAUGUCACUCGCCCACCUUUUCUCAACUUUGGCAUCAGGGGAUUUUUGA
Knipowitschia caucasica is the source of this 765-nucleotide messenger RNA. NCBI's taxonomy places the organism in Eukaryota, Metazoa, Chordata, Actinopteri, Gobiiformes, Gobiidae. The record is from the annotation of a GenBank genome assembly.